AUGUCUCUCUUCGUUCUCGCGCUCCUCGCUCGGCCGGGCGGCGGAGGGGGUGGUGCGGAGGCGUCGCCGCCGCGCGUACGCUCGCGCGGGGCGGCGCUGGAGCCCACCUGCUGGCGCCGCCACGGCAUGCAGCACCGUGGCGAUGGCGCUAAGAGAGCCAGAGAGACCUGUGGCGAGGCCCAGGGGCUUCCAAAAACCGAGCAUCUCGACGACGAGCAGCUCUCUUGCAGCGAGCAGCGGAGGAGGCGCCUGGGCGAAGGGGCCGGCGCGGCGGCUCGUGGCGCGCACACGCCCCGCUCGCCCGCGGCCGCUGUGGCAUGGCUGGCGAGAUUCAGCUUUGCCUCCUCGGCGACGUUUACGAAGCUGACCUCGCUGCUGUACUUCGGGCGCGGCGUUUGGCUCGUGCGAUGCGCGUGGCCGCGCGUGGCGUGGCUGGCCCCCGUGGCGCGCUCGACGCCCAACGCCGCGGCACGCACGCGCCGCGGAAGCUGGACGUCGAGCUGCAGCAUGGGCGGCGAAUCGCUCUUCGAUGAGGAGCUCGUCGUGCCAGUGCUGGUUGGCAAGGCGUCGGCAACGUACGCGCCGACGGGCAAGACGCUCGAUUACUUCAUCGUGAGCCUCGGCAAGCGCGGCGCCGGCGUCUACCCGAAGCUCAAGCUGGUCGACUUGCACGUGCUCGUCUCGCGAGUUCGCCUUGGUGCUCGCCUCUUCGUGAUCGGCCUUAACCCCAACGACGUGGACCACCUGCGCCAGCUACGGCCGUCGGAGGUGCUGGGCAUCUGGGAGCACGGCUACAACCAGAUCACGGAGAUGUGGGAGCCGGAGCUCGCGGCCGCCUACGCCGCGGAGCGCGUCGCAUCGCGGCGGGCCGCCGAGGCCAAGCGCCGCAAGCGAAAGCGCGCCGGCGCGUGA
Emiliania huxleyi CCMP1516 is the source of this 912-nucleotide messenger RNA. RefSeq lists its product as hypothetical. The record is from RefSeq and is a predicted model, not a curated record. The transcript is spliced from 3 exons. The coding region runs from base 1 to 912 and encodes 303 amino acids. NCBI's taxonomy places the organism in Eukaryota, Haptophyta, Isochrysidales, Noelaerhabdaceae.